AAUGGUAACAACCCAAAAUGGUGGACAGGCUGGUUAACUCAGAGGCAAAUGCCAGACGGAUAAACAAUGUUGAACAGUGCUUUGGUUCAUCUGGACAGCCACUUGGCAUUCCGGGCAGAGUGCUGGUGGGAGAGGGAGUCCUCACCAAAAUGUGUCGCAAGAAACCAAAGCCAAGACAGUUCUUUUUGUUCAAUGAUGCCCUUGUCUAUGGGAACAUAAUAAUACAUAAGAAAAAGUACAACAAACAGCAUAUCUUGCCUUUGGAGGAGGUGAAGUUAGAAAAUGUCGAGGAUGAAGGAGGUUUGCGGAAUGGAUGGAAACUUAAAAGCCCAAGCAAGUCCUUUGUUGUAUUUGCCGCCACCGCCACUGAAAAGAAAGAGUGGAUGGCACAUAUACGGAAGUGUGUGAAUGACCUUUUGGCUAAACGAGGUAUUCGCCAGAGCACUACAAAUGACUCUCCCGUUUGGGUUCCUGACUCGGAGGCUAAGACGUGCAUGCACUGUCGCAAGUCAGAGUUCAGUUUGGUCAACAGACGGCACCACUGCCGACACUGUGGCCGUGUGGUGUGCAAUGCCUGCAGCAGCAAGCGGUGGCUCUUGCCGCAGCAGAGCUCCAAGCCGAUCCGUGUGUGCCUUACCUGAUGCAGUAAUUGCCACAGGAGAAAACCGCAACUCCUCAGGAGAAGACUCGUCGGACGAUGACGAUGACCAGGGCCGGGACGGCCUGCCACCCGCUGGUCAGUCAGGGGGAUUGGACAUACACGAUGCUCAUUUUCAGAGUUAUAACUGAACCCGUCUAGCACCUGAACGAAUUGACGAACACAUGAGCUGAUGUUUGAGAACACAGGAACUUUGAGACUUGAUCCCAGGGAAUGAGUUUUGCUGGUCCUGACUGGUUGAGGAAACAAGAGUUUGUGGUGGAGUGGACAUUGUGAGAAGAUGUUGCGGACUAAAGGCUUGAUUCACUCAAUACCAAAAGAUAUUGCACCAAGCAUGUUCCUGAGACAAGAUAUUCAACGUGUUUUAAAAUUUAGUGUUUAUAAUAAGACUAAUUGCUGCCUGUGAUGGUUACAAAAAAAACAUGCUUUAAUAUAAAAGCAGGCGGUUAAAUUUGAUUUUAAAAGUUCAUUCCCAGAUUUUAUAGGACUGGUUGCACUGUUAGUUGCUCAUAAUGCCUUAAUUGAGUUAAGUCAUUCAUCUGGCCGAGAAAGAAGUUCAAGAAGACUUUGAUUGUACAUUGAGAGUAACGACAGUUAUGACAACCGGAAUGACAACUAUUAACUAUCAAAUCUGUUUUGACCCUGCUGAUGUUAAUGGGGUCCCUGGAAGGCGCACUGUAUUUAGGCUAGAGUCACUGAUACAGUACAGCGGGGCUGAUCUAAGACUAAGAGUGAAUGGGGUCAACUUUGUCAAUUGAUGGCGAUGCUGAGAAAGAAAAAGUUUUUGAUUUUGCUUGGAAAAAUAUAACUUGAAUCCUCCUUGGAUGUUAUUUCUUAAUGCAUCCAGACUAUGUUUUGUAAUAUUUCUGUGAAUGCAUGUUGAGGAAACUAUUGUAUUGAGUUUUUGAAAACAUAUGUAAUGCCUCCAGUACGCUUUCCAUCUAAUGAAUAGCUAGCUGAACUGACCAGCUACUGUGCUUCUUGCUCAGUGACCCUAUUUGCUUAAGUCUACAAUCUUAACAUCAGCAGGGUUUAGUAGAAGAAAAAACCAGGCAAGCAUGGUCUGUUGUGAAGCAGACGCAGCAGGCCGGAGUGGGGUCAUGUGGGUUUGAUUGUAGACAAAGCAUAAUGCUGUGUUGACAGGAGAAUGGAGGAAGGUGCCGUAUUCAAUUCAUAGUUGUUUUAACACUUCACGCCAAUAAUGUAACAAAUUGUAUAUAAAAUUAUCUAUUGUUUGGUCGUGUAGGAUUAUUGAUAAAGGUCAUAAAGAAAGCAAGGCCAUUACGCUAUGUAUAUUACAUCUGAAAAGUAAGAAAUUUUGGUUUGUGACCGAUAAUGUCAUAGGUAGAGCACUUGAAUGAAUUACACAUUUGGCUCCUGAUUUUGUAAAUUUAUUAGAUAGAAGCCUUUUCUGCUCUAGAAGAGUCGAGUGAAAGUGCUGGAUAAGUAGGGGACAUGAGUGGCAAUGUCACCUUUUUUACAAUGGGUGACCGUUACAUUAUUACAUAUCUUUCCAAGUAGUAAUUUGUACCUUUCUGGGCUCUCGUGGUAUCAUAUUGCUGGUGCUGAUGUUUUUGUUAUAUGGCCUGUAUUUUGAUUGCAAAUGUUGUAAAGUGAACUUGUCAUAGUGAAAGGAAAGAGACAGGAGGAGGAGAGUGGGCUGUUGAGUAUUGAUUCCACAAACUUGUGGAGGCUGCGGUCUAUGAUUGCAGCACACACACCAGCAAUGACAGUAGACUAACACUUACUACAAGCGGGCCUCGCCCAUCCGAUACGAGGACCAGGUGGUUUGGCUUGCCAUGCCACCUCUGGGUCACAAGCUCUGGGGUGAUUACAGAACCAACAGCGUACUUAUGCCCUGUGUACCAGAGCGCCUGAUUGAGUGAAUGUCUAAAAGAAGUAAAAGUCUCGGCACUGUUUGUUUUUCCUAUUUUUACCGACAAAAAACAAACAAAGAAAUAACAAACAACAAUGCUUCUUGUCUAACAUUUCUGGUCUGAAAGGCAUAGAAUUCUGAUCUAGGUAAAAUGGGUGGGCGCCUUCUUACUCCAAACUUGCAGCGAGUCCUUUUGUGACAAUUUUGACUACAAAUGAGAAUACUUUGUGCUUAGAUUAUCUGCUGCUUAUUGUGAGCAAAUCAUAAUUUAGGACCAAUUUGUCAACAUUUUUUUUUACAUUGCAAUUGUGUAGAUUGUGACAUGCAGUUAAUACAUUCUUUUACACUGUCUUUGACGACCUGUCUCUGUCAAAGUGACAGAGUGCGAUGGAUUUUAAAAACUAAAUGGGCAGCAUUUUUUAAGAACUAAUUUGACUGCUUUGCUUAUCCUACACUUAAGCGAAUAAACCAUUCUCUUAAAAUGAACAUGUUGAUAGUCAUGUCUCGUCACCAUGACUUUUUCUUGUGGAGCUUAACAACAUUUUGUGAUUUGUGCUUGGUCAGUAUGGGUUUUUUUUUUUCUAUUAAAAAAACAACAUUUACAGAAGCUAACAAACUUGAAAGUAUUGUCAUAGAUGAUCACCAUGGAUCCCACAGACAUAAUGGUUUUCGGGUCUUGCUGUGUUGUUUUGUUUUUUUAAAAGAUAUUUUCCAGGAAAAAGUAGUUUUAGGUGCCCUUUAGUUUGUUUCAUAAUUCUAAUAAAAACUAAAUAGGUUAAGAUAGGUUAAAAGUCUGAAAGUAGCUAUUUCAGGGAAGCACUUGUACAUUAAAAAAAAAAAUGUUUCCCAUCUGGUGUUGAGUGGCGCGAAGCUGUUCCCUGUGAAGGAAGAACUUGUGAUACCUUAUAUUGUUGACCUAUGCAGCUGGCCUCUUAUUGUAACGUCACCGACUAUUUGGACGUCUUUGCACUUUUUCCUCUUUGAUGAUGUAUGAUGAAUGUAUAACCAUUAUGUCAAUGUAAGCGACUCAAAUGUGUCUCCCUUGCCUUUAUUUAUUGUGAAUUGCAAGAGAUUCUUUAUGAUUUCUACGCUGGACUAUGCCUUUUUUCAAAAUUGUUUAUUUUGUAAAGUUACCAGUUUUGUGAACAAGAAUAAGUCUUAAAGUCCGCUGGUGUUUGCGGCUGCGAAAUACAUACUUAAAAGUGGCCAGAUUUUUUUUCCAGGAGAUUUUUUCAGGGACUUGAGCAUGCUUUCAUUAUUGUGCCUUUUUCUGUGAUUCUGUGUGAUUGUUGAUUAUUGUGGGGUCACAACCGAGGGAUGUCUGACUUUUUUUUUGGUUAAUUAAGUUAAUGCCAGGGUCACUCAGGUGUGAUGCUUUAACCUGAGAGUAGACGGGCAAAUUUUCUCCCGAUUUUACCACUAUUGGAAAAGGUCAGUCUGUGUGUUUGAUUUCACCACCCUUAUCAAAACUUACCUCUUGCCUUCACUUUUGCAUUUUCUAUGAUUUUCUUUUAUUAUUGUAUUAUAUGCAAGAUGGACUGUCACUGUUGGUCAGAAAUUUUGGAAUGAUUUACCGUUUUACACUGAGUUCCCCUUUGAAAUGCCUGUGUGCUUUUCCUUUUACAUCGAUGGUUGCCGUUAUGGUUUAAUGUAUUAGUAUAAGUCAGGUUUUUUGUGUAAAGGUGUGAAUGUUUGAAGGUUUUUUUGUUUUUUUAAAAACAUUUUCCCCCAGCAUUUACAGUAGUUACAUAUAUGACCUUAUGCAGUUGUGAGCGCUGUAAAACCUCUACUAAAACUAACUAAACAGUAGAACCAGGCAUGGGUACUCAAUUAAAUCACCCCAUGGGUUGCUGCCUGUUCACAUAGUUUGUUUUAGCCAUUUAUUUUCUAUGUUGUAUUUUCGAAAUUAGUUCUUUUCAACUUGGAAACCUUCUUCUCCCAGUGGAAGUUUACUACUGAAACAGUUAUAAUGUGUCACAUGUUCAGCUGUUAUGUUGAAAAUGUCUUGAAUCAGUGCUUGGAACCUUUUUAUUUUAAAACUUAUGUUCAUAAAAAUGGGUGUACCGGGAUAAGUUUUUCUGUUAGCUAAAUAGUUUUUAUGAAAUGUUAUGGAAUUUGCCAUAAGACUAGGGUAGUUCAAGGAAAUUUUGAGUUUUCAAUUUACUUUGUGUUUUGAAAUCGUCUUGAUUUGGCAACAUAUUAGAGUUGAAAAGCUCAUAUUUGUUACUUCAGAAAAAAAGGCAUGCCUGAUGGUUCAUAAUGCCUAACAACUCACAAAUCUUUCUUUGGGAUGGAGCCCUAAAACAACUAAUGAGGGUUAGUCUUGAGCUUGACUCAGGUUGACUUGAAAUCUCUCUUUCGGACACGUUACUGAAUGGUAAACUGUUGUUAUGCCCAAUACAAUUAAUUUGUAUGUUUUUGACGAUGCACAAGUUUGGAAACAUGGCGUUGUCGAAUUUUGUUCUUGUUUUUUUAAAACAAAAUUUUGUUCUAAUUUUCUACCUGCACAUUAUGUUGUCCUUCAUUAAUAUUUCUUACCCUAUCUGUACAGUUUUCAUCACCCAAUCUGUACAGAUUUUCGCCACUUGUUCUUUGGGCUACCAACACAGGGAAGAUUUUUUUGUAAAAUAAUGACUGGCUAAACAUUUAUGCACUAAUGCGUCGCAAAUGUGGGGUAUAUUUACCGUAAAUCAAAUGUCCACAUCGCGGACAGGUUCUUGUAAUAUGCUGAAGCAUUUGUUUUCUUGGGAUUUGGAAAGUACAACUGUUGAUCAGGGUCAGUAAGUUUGAUUGGAAGUUUUAUCUCGACAUGGAUCACUAGGCUGUUUUUCUCCUUUAAAACGUAGUCACGCCCAAAUGAAGUCCAUUUCAUAAAGAUGAUUUUUAUGCCUAAAAGAUGGCAGUAUGCUUUUUGGAUAGGUGAGACUGGGUUCUGUAGCAAUUCUCUGAAAAAUGUGCUGUUUGACCUUCGACUGUGUAACUGGAAAUGUGAAAACCAAUUUGUGUUGUGGAUUUUUGUUUUGUUUUUUGUUUAAAAACUUUUUCUUUUUUUUUCCUUUUUGAAAAGAAAAAGCACUGAAGAUCAAACGGUUAAAU
Aplysia californica (California sea hare) is the source of this 5630-nucleotide messenger RNA. Its product is annotated as pleckstrin homology domain-containing family F member 2. NCBI's taxonomy places the organism in Eukaryota, Metazoa, Mollusca, Gastropoda, Aplysiida, Aplysiidae. Gene Ontology annotation, molecular function: phosphatidylinositol binding; metal ion binding. The record is from RefSeq and is a predicted model, not a curated record.